UCUUCAAAGACACGAAGCCAGUGUAUUCGUUCCUUGACGUCGAGGACGAGUAGCCUAAAAAAGAGGCAGUUCUUCGAUUUAUAUGAUACCCCGUAACCCACGGCAAAAUGGCUAGUGCCCAGAUGGUGCAGGCAGGAGGUAUUUCGCUCGCAAUUCGGACACUUCACUCUUUUCUUCCACUCGUCGUAGCAGUCUCCUUUGCUAUUUCAUACAUCGCCAGUGCCUUACGGAAGAACGACCAUGGUGGGAAGCUGCACAGAGGUCGCAGCAGGGAGAUUGUUCUGUGGAUGAUCUCCACAGUCCUUACUACAUACUGUCUAGAUUCUGUAAUCCUCAUCUAUGUUGCCUUCUCCAACAAUCGUGGAAUUGUACCGCAGGAUCAUAUUGUAUUCUCGCUGAGUUCAAUCUUGCUAUGGAUUGCACUGAUUUUCGGUUUUGUCGACUAUGCAUCGACUCCGUGGUACCCGUUCUACGGUCCUUGGGUCACGUACAUGGUCACCGAGGCCGCUCUGUUGGGACUGUCUACUCGCGCUCCACAGGAAAUCACAUAUUAUAAGACAAUGAUGUGGAUCCAGAUACUGCGCCUCUGUGUCUUAUGUUCGCUACUCUGCUUCUCUUUCUCCUCUGACUUCCACAAUAGGAGAGCAAGGAGAGUGAAUACUGAUGAGGAGACUGCACCCUUGUUGGCCCCUGGAAAUGCCGAUACCAACCAUCUGGAAUCCCCUCAACAAUGUUCAUUGGUGAACAACUACGAAACAAUUAAUGGAGAGGGGGAUGGAUCAAGUGACCUCCAUCAUGAUAGAGGGAAGAAGGGGGAUCCAGAAAAACAAUCUAAUGUCCUCGAGGAUUUCAUGUUUCUUCUUCCGUUCUUUUGGCCUAAGACAAAGCCUCGCCUGCAAUUACUCUACGGCGGUGUAGGUUUGUGUUUAGUGGUCGACCGUGUACUCAACAUCUUUGUUCCCAUACAACUUGGUCUAAUAACAAAUGUCUUGAGCAGACAAAAGGAAACGGUUCCUUGGAAGGAGAUAGUGGUCUUUGCUGCACUCCGUUUCCUAGAUUCCAGUGGCGGCGUCUCGGCCAUCCGACGGUAUCUAUGGCAGCCAUUAGAGAAUUUUACAUAUCACGAGAUCAGUACUGCAGCCUUCAAUAAAAUAAUGACGUUGUCAAGCGACUUCCAUGAUAAUAAGCAUUCUGGCAGCCUGUGGCAGACUGUCAGCCGUGGGAGAUCCAUCCGCCAUGUCGUCGACUCCGUCCUAUUCCAAAUUGGGCCGAUGAUAGUCGAUCUUGUGUUGGCCGUGAGUAUUCUCUACUAUCUGUUCGACGCCUAUAUGGCUUUGAUUACAGCAGCGGUCUUCAUCUUCUACCUAUGGUCUUCGAGUAAGAUCUUGGCCAAGCAAAAGGAUAAACAGAGGCAAUUGAUAUCAACUGUGGAGAAGGAAUAUGAUGUGCUCUGCGAAUCGACCUCCAAUUGGCAGACAAUUUCGUACUUCAACCGGGUCGAUUAUGAGAAAGACCAUUAUUCAUCUGCAGUCAAGAAUCACAUGAACUCGUCACUGACGUUCACAUUGUGGUCUAACUUCGAGUCAGUAGCACAGUCAUUCCUGCUUGUUGGCGGUUUGACGGGAGCAUGCUUCCUUGCCGCAUAUCAAGUUGCUCAGGGGCGCAAGUCUGUAGGUAGUUUUGUGAUGCUUCUAAGCUAUUGGGCUCAGUUAUCUGGGCCUCUCAGGUUUUUCGCCCAUGGAUUCUGCAACUUCGCUCUUGACAUGAUCGACGCGGAGGAGCUAGUCCGUUUGCUGAGACAGAAACCAACCAUUCAUGAUCACCCAGGGGCUAAGGAACUAGUGCUUGACCAAGGAGAAAUUACGUUUGAUAAGGUCUGCUUUUCUUAUGACGGCCGGAGAAAGAUCCUAAAAGACGUCAGCUUUCGUGUUCGUCCUGGUGAGACCGUGGCACUCGUGGGAGAGACUGGAGGAGGGAAAUCAACUAUAUUAAAAUUGAUUUCACGCUUCUACGACCCAGAAAGCGGCAAAGUGACAAUUGAUGGCCAGGAUAUCCGUGAUGUCACUUUGGACAGUCUCCGCGCAAAUAUCGGCAUUGUACCUCAGGAUCCAGCACUUUUUCACGACACUAUCAUCAAUAACAUUAGAUAUGCCAAUCCUUCAGCAACUGACGAAGAGAUAUAUGAAGCAUGCAAAGCUGUUGCACUACAUGACAAAUUUCUAAGUUUUCCUGACGGGUAUCGAACACUUGUUGGUGAGCGCGGAGUCAAGCUGUCUGGUGGAGAGCUCCAAAGAGUGGCUAUAGCAAGGGUUAUAAUCAGAGAUCCUAGUAUAGUUCUUCUUGAUGAGGCAACCAGCAGCGUGGACAGCAACACAGAGAUGCAAAUCCAAAACAGUCUAGGGAAACUCACUGCUGGACGCACAACCCUAGUUAUCGCACACCGUCUUUCUACCGUGAUCAACGCAGAUAAGAUCCUCGUCAUUGAUGCAGGAAAUAUUGUUGAAGAAGGCCCUCAUGAGGAGCUCCUGAAGAGAAAAGGGAACUAUUAUCGCUUAUGGUCACAUCAGUCUAGCCUGAAAUCCUCGAUCCAGAAGCGCAAAACGGGCGAUUCACAAUCUACCGGAACGCUCCCUGCUAAAGGAUGGCCCGGUGGAAGAUCAUCUAAAACUGGUAAUGGUACAGAAACUGUGCGCGAGAUCUCUGUAAGAAGCGACAGAGAACCCCUAUAUCACGAUGACUUGAGUACAGAUCAAGAGGAAGGUUAUGGGGAACCAGAUUUGAUUCUCGAUAUUGCCUCAAACAGCUUUCUCGACCUCGACAAAGACCAUUCGAAGAUAUCUUCUCUCAAGCCAGAUGCUCCCGAAUUUAUCCCACAGCGCUUACAACGUACGGAAACCCCUGCUUCAUCCGCUCUCUAUGGGUAUAAUACAAUCAUCAAGCCCGCUAAAGACAAUGCUGGGUCCAAUCACAUCGGAAAAGAGAACUACAGAGGAAAGGCUACAGAACAUGCUGCAUGCGACCAUGGGCUAGACUCGAACGGGCAGGUCUCAGACAGCUUGCGUACAGUGACUAAAAGAAGCGACAUUAUUGAGGAGGCCAGCUCGACUACUGCCCGAGUUCGAGUAGCGACGGCUCUAGGUCUUCAGCGGGCUGUCAAUUGCAGCACAGUGAACGCAGACGUGAGUCCUAGUAAAGCGCACAAACAUAAGAAAAAGCGGAUAUCUCGAAAGAGAUUAUCCAAAAGUGAACCGCCUUCUCUCGGUUAAGACACCAAACAUGUCAGCUCCGUGCCAGUGGUGACCAGGAAUUCGGUAUAUGGACACUGAUAUUGUUAGAAUGAGAAUGCCCUCGAAAGCUAGUCUAUCUCUCGGUUCGAUGGAAGAGACCUUGGGACGGUACGAGAUGCGAUGCCAUCAUGCAUGAGAUGUUGACCCGUGUCGGCCAGUGGAUGGCUGCUGUGAGCAAGGAAAUUAUUUAAUUUUAAUGAAGAAUA
Paecilomyces variotii is the source of this 3493-nucleotide messenger RNA. Its product is annotated as heavy metal tolerance protein. The transcript is spliced from 6 exons. Bases 108 to 3266 code for a protein of 1052 amino acids. Gene Ontology annotation, biological process: transmembrane transport. The record is from RefSeq and is a predicted model, not a curated record. Gene Ontology annotation, molecular function: ABC-type transporter activity; ATP binding; ATP hydrolysis activity. Gene Ontology annotation, cellular component: membrane. NCBI's taxonomy places the organism in Eukaryota, Fungi, Ascomycota, Eurotiomycetes, Eurotiales, Thermoascaceae.